Messenger RNA from Scophthalmus maximus (turbot), 4251 nucleotides. RefSeq names its product arf-GAP with Rho-GAP domain, ANK repeat and PH domain-containing protein 1. Lineage: Eukaryota; Metazoa; Chordata; Actinopteri; Pleuronectiformes; Scophthalmidae. The transcript has 26 exons. Gene Ontology annotation, molecular function: GTPase activator activity. The coding region runs from base 315 to 3746 and encodes 1143 amino acids. The record is from RefSeq and is a predicted model, not a curated record. Gene Ontology annotation, biological process: signal transduction.
AACCUUAUUCAUUUUAUAAAACCGAGAAAACUCUUGACUACACUUGACUAAUAUCUGGAACGAAAACACGCCUUCACAAAGAGACAGCUUGAGACAGAGUGAGUCACUGACAGACACUGACAGACACAGAGUUCACAGUAGAUUUAACAGAGACGUGUUUAACAGUGCAGGACAAUCUGAACGCAGAAUGAUAAACACGUGAACCAGGAACAGAUUCACCAGAGCUACAGGUCAACUCACAGACACUCACCAGAGCUACAGGUCAACUCAGACACUCACCAGAGCUACAGGUCAACUCAGACACUCACCGACAGAUGACUCCUCUUCCUUCUCCACCUGUCCCCAAACCUCGAGCUCGUUACCAGAGGGAGAGUGUGUCCGCCUGCUCUCUGGAGAGAGAUGAAAAUCUUCAACCAGCUGUCGAAAAUAAUUUGAGCACAGAUGAAGUUCCUCGUCUUCCUCCCUCUGGUUUGGAUCGUGGCGUCGUCUUCCCGACUCUGGCCGGCGUCACUGACUUCAUCGCGGCAAACAUCCCUUCAUUGGCUGGAGUUGCUGCCGCCAUCGGGGGCUCCGCCCCCCCAGCACCCUCUCCCCCGCCUUCCAUAAACAGCAUGGCUAGCAGCAUCUCUGCCCACAUUCCUAGCUUAGCAGGCACUGCUAGCGCCAUGGCUAACCCAGCUACUGCUACGUCAAAUCCUGCGUCCUCCUCCACACCUGUACCUGCUGCUAACACAAGUGCUGCUAGCUUAGACAGCAUUGUUAGCUCAUUAGCAAACAUACCCUGUAUAUCUGGAAUUAUGGCUGACCCUGCUAUUAACCCUGCCCCUUCAGCCUCGCCCCCCUCUGCUGGUAAACCCCACCCCCCUUCACUGCAAAGGAUUGGAGUUGCUGGAGACCAUCACACAGAUAUUGGGGCACUGUCACAGUUGGUGAUGUCUACUUUAGACCAGACAGCAGGAGUCAAGUUACCACCAGCAGAGGAAGCUGCUGCAGAGCCCACAGAUGAAGGUUUAACUCGGUCUACUCUCGACGUCAGAAGUGAAACCUCGUAUGUCACUGUGUUGUCUUGUUGGGACACUGAGGAAGCUGACUCUGAGUCAUCCAAUGAGGAGGAAGAUACAGGAGUUAGCGCUGCCCCCUCUGGAGCUGAUGGACCAAUGGGAGGAGAUCCUGCUUCGCACUUGACUACAAACUCUCACAACAUCCCAACCAGUCCUCCAGGUGGUUUCAUCCCCACUAGGCCAGCCCCGCCCCCUCCUCGCCCUCCUGGCCAAUCAGAGAGGCCUGGAAAACAACUGAAAGAGAAGAUCCCAAGAGCGGCCACUAUUCGAGUGUCCAGGAAGAAGGUGGGCAGUGGGAACUCAACCCCACAGAGUGCUGUGGUCCGAUCCAGCUGGCUGGACGUCUGGAAGGGCUUCAGACAUAAUGUUUUGUGGGCCACAUUGGACGGACAGCAGAUGUCUUUGUGGAAGAAACGCACAGAUCGAUUCAGUGAGCUGCUGUUUCAUGUCUCCAGCAUCACCAAUGUGAAGAAACAAGACAAAGGACGAUUCUCAGUUUACUUCAGGAAGAAACAUUAUGACUUCAUGGCUUAUAGUGAAGAGGUUCAGGAUGGUUGGGUCACAUCUCUGCUGGCGUCCCGAGGCCAGCCAAGCCCCACCCCUGGUGAACUGCACGGACAAAUCACCAUUAAAGACCCACGGAGUCGUGCUUACGCUGCCCUCUGGGGUCACGACCUCUGGAUUUACCCCAACAAAGAGGGCUACCAGCUGGGCCUCGCCUCCUUCUCUGUCCCGCUGAACGUGGCCACAGUCAAAUCUACAGGAAAACACUCGUUUACCCUCAUCACUCCAUACAAGACCUUUAACCUGUCUGUUGAUUCAUCAAAGGACCUGUCCAUCUGGUUGGACAGUCUGUCCUCGUCUAUCCGCAGCGCUCUGUCCUGCAGCCAGGUGGUGAUGCGUCUCGUGGAAAACCCCUGCAACAAGUUGUGUGGUGACUGUGGCACAGCCAAUCCUGAGUGGGCGUCAGUCAACCUGCUGCUGGUCAUCUGCCAGGCGUGCGCAGGUCAGCAUCGGGCAUUGGGCAGUAGCCUGUCGAAAGUACGCAGUCUGAAGAUGGACAACAAGGUCUGGACUGAACCACUGUUACAGCUGUUUGUUACCCACGGUAACCGGCUGGCCAAUCAGGUGUGGGCUGCAGCAGUGCCGGCAGCAGAGCAGCUGCUUCCUGAGUCGCCAGAUGAGGAGAGGUCAAAGUUCAUCCAGGAUAAAUACGGCAGGGGGCGCUACAGACGAGUCCACCCCCUGACGUCGUCUCUGUCUUUGAUGGACCAGAGGCUGCGUGAGGUCGUCUGCAGUGAUGAUGUCGAGGAAACAAUGUUUUUGAUCUGCUCAGGAGUGAAGGUGCGUCAGUCAGACCUCCAGAGCCCCUCCCCCAUCCUCCUGGCUGAGAGGGCGGGUCAGGCUCUGCAGACCGAGCUGCUCCGACUCAACGAGUACACAGAGGUCCCGCCUCACAAGCCACAGUCUACCAAUAGGAGAAUUGAAUCUGCCUCCUCAGGUGAGGAAGAGGAGGAGCUUCAUGGGAAACUGGAGGAAGAUCGUUUCCUCUUCUCUGUAGAAAACGAUUCAGCAGCUUGUGACGUCCUAGACCUGCGAGAGGUUCUGUCAGUGUUUGUCAAGGACGGAGCUGCUCAUCAGUUCGAGAUGGUGACGUUGAGCGAUCAGCUGAUCUGUGCGGCCGAAGACAAAGAGACUCUGCUGACUCACCUGGUUCACAUACUGAAGGUGAUUCUCCCAGGGGGUGUGUCUUAUGCCGAGGUGGGCGGGGCGUCCGCAGUCAGCAAAGUGUGUGUGGUUAAAGUGGGCGGGGCCUCGAGUCAGUCUGAAGCCUGGUUGUUACUGUGGGAGGAUGGUGUCAGCAUUCACCCCGUCCACAAACACCCACAGCAGACUCUGAGGAUGGAACUAAGCGCGCUCAGUCACCACGAAAUAAACCCAUCUGAAAACAUCAUCACCAUGGAAACCAGAGACAGGGGCGUGUCUCUGCGUUUCGAGGAGCAGCACAGCUGUCAGUCCUGGUUCAACCACCUGCAGAGAGCCCUGACCAAUCAGAGCUCGGAUCCACACCGUCCCCCUGUAGCCAAUCAGAGCUCAGCUCGUCGGUCUCUGUACCCAGUGCUGGACGCAGGGUCGAGAGGUUCAGUACCGCCGGGCAUCGAACGCUGCAUCUCCCACAUCACAGCCCACGGUUUGAAGGUGGAGGGCGUGUACCGCCGCUGUGGCCUUGCUACCAAAGUGAACCGACUGGUGGAUGCUCUUAUGACAUCGCCGAGCACCGCCCUCCUGGAGAGCGAUGAGCAGGGCGUGUUGGACGCUGGCUCCGCCCUCAAACAAUAUGUCCGCCAGCAGCCGGGUCUAAUACCCGAUGUACAGCCGUGGCUUCAGGCCGCAGUGAUUUCAGAUCAACACUCCAGGUUUAAAGCGUAUCAACGGUUACUACGGCAACUUCCUGACAACAACCGAGCUACACUGGGCGCCCUGUUCGCACACUUCUACAUGGUGCAGGUUUUCUCUCCGGUGAACAAGAUGUCUGCUCAGAAUCUGGCUCUGGUUCUGGUCCCGUCUCUGUUUCAGACUCUGAACCAGGAUCUGCUCAGACUCACCAGAGAGUUUGUCAUCCACCACACGCUGCUGUUCCUGACACCAGACGAAGAGGAGGAGGAACAGAUCACGGUCUUCUGAUGGAAGAGGAGGAGGAGGAGGAGGAGGAGGAGAAGAAGACGGAGAGGGUGGAUUGAAGAGAAGUUUUUUCUCUCUGUAUUUUAAACUCAUUUCCUCUUUUUAUUUCUUUGACCUUUACAAACGUGAAAGUGAAAUGUUACGUUUUCAUGUUUAAAGCCUGAAUCUAAAGGGAAGUUGACCAAUCACUUUUAAAUGUUGUUUAUCACAAAGGAACUGGAUGAAGUUUUAUUCAAGCGCCCCCUACAGUGGGGUUUCUGUGAAUGUGACAAUCCAGUUUAAGGGUGUAGACAUGGAUACCACUUUGUUUUUAAUAUUAAAUCAAUAAUGAUGCUCACGUGUCUGGUUGGAUUCCCAAUGUGAACAUGGCUCCCACAGUGCCGCUGAGCCAGGCAUCUAAUCCCUGGAUCAGGGUGUAACACACAGCAGCUGUGUGUUAUCACUUCUCUUCACAGAUCAUGUGUGUGGAUAAUAUAACAAAUCAUGAAAUUAAAAUAUGUAAAUUUCA